AUGGAUUAUGGACUGAUCAUCUUUGUGCUCACAGGAGCACUGGUCUAUGUUGUCUCGGCACAAUCUCGUCAGUACUUCUUUGUGAGCACGCCACUGAACUGGACGGAAGCUGAGAGCGUCUGCAGAGACCUCUACACCGACCUGGCCACCACAGAAAGCACAGCGGACAUCAGUGCCGUUAUCAGCACCACAUCAAACUACACAGGCGAGGCUUGGAUAGGUCUCCAUGAUGACUUGGUGAGCGGCUGGAGAUGGUCCCUGAAUGACGGCAGCUUUUAUGCGGAAGGAGAGACAGAGUUUAGAAGCUGUAUACGAAAUCAGACAGACAAUGACAUCAUCACCAUUCUGGCAGGUGCAGACUUUGUGUGGAUCGGUCUGCACUGGGAAAAACUGUGGUCUGAUGGGAGCUCUUCUCUGCUUCGACACUGGGCCAACGGGCAACCAAACUCUAGCUUAGAGGGAUGUGUCACCACGGUGUUCAAUGACUUAGGACGGUGGUCAGCAAAUAACUUCUCCAUCAGUUUCCCAUUCAUCUGUUACACAACAGUUAGGCCAAAUGCAGAAAGUUUCAGAUCAAUUGGACAAGAUGAGACCAGUGUCACUCUGCAGUGGAAUAAAGUGAACAACAAUGUCAGCUUUAUUCUCCAGUUUAAUGGUAACGAGACAAACAUCUCUGCACCAGAUGGAGAUGGACCAGUGACUCACACAGUCUCACCUCUCACUGCUGGAACUAAAUACACAUUCACUCUCUUCUCUGUGUUUGAGAGCGUCAGAAGCAGUGGAGUCAACAUUACUGCAGUCACUGCUCCUCCAAAUGUAGAAAGCUUCAGAUCAACAGGAAAAAACGAGACCAGUGUCACUCUUCAGUGGAAUAAGGUGAACAAUGAUGUCAGCUUUAUUCUCCAGUUUAAUGGUACAGAGACAAACAUCUCUGCACCAGAUGGAGAUGGACCAGUGACUCACACAGUCUCAUCUCUCACUGCUGGAACUAAAUACACAUUCACUCUCUUCUCUGUGUAUGAGAGCGUCAAGAGCAGUGGAGUCAACAUUACUGCAGUCACUGCUCCUCCAAACGCAGGAAACUUCACAUCAACAGGACAAGAUGAGACCAGUGUCACUCUGCAGUGGAAUAAAGUGAACACCAAUGUCAGCUUUAUUCUCCAGUUUAAUGGUAACGAGACAAACAUCUCUGCACCAGAUGGAGAUGGACCAGUGACUCACACAGUUUCAUCUCUCACUGCUGGAACUAAAUACACAUUCACUCUCUUCUCUGUGUUUGAGAGCGUCAGAAGCAGUGGAGUCAACAUUACUGCAGUCACUGCUCCUCAAAACGCAGAAAUCUUCAGAUCAGCAGGACAAGACGAGACCAGUGUCACUCUGCAGUGGAAUAAAGUGAAGAGCGAUGUCAGCUUUAUUCUCCAGUUUAAUGGUACAGAGACAAACAUCUCUGCACCAGAUGGAGAUGGACCAGUGACUCACACAGUCUCAUCUCUCACUGCUGGAACUAAAUACACAUUCACUCUCUUCUCUGUGUUUGAGAGCGUCAGAAGCAGUGGAGUCAACAUUACUGCAGUCACUGCUCCUCCAAACGCAGGAAACUUCACAUCAACAGGACAAGAUGAGACCAGUGUCACUCUGCAGUGGAAUAAAGUGAACACCAAUGUCAGCUUUAUUCUCCAGUUUAAUGGUAACGAGACAAACAUCUCUGCACCAGAUGGAGAUGGACCAGUGACUCACACAGUCUCAUCUCUCACUGCUGGAACUAAAUACACAUUCACUCUCUUCUCUGUGUUUGAGAGCGUCAGAAGCAGUGGAGUCAACAUUACUGCAGUCACUGCUCCUCCAAACGCAGGAAACUUCACAUCAACAGGACAAGACGAGACCAGUGUCACUCUGCAGUGGAAUAAAGUGAACACCAAUGUCAGCUUUAUUCUCCAGUUUAAUGGUACAGAGACAAACAUCUCUGCACCAGAUGGAGAUGGACCAGUGACUCACACAGUCUCAUCUCUCACUGCUGGAACUAAAUACACAUUCACUCUCUUCUCUGUGUUUGAGAGCGUCAGAAGCAGUGGAGUCAACAUUACUGCAGUCACUGCUCCUCCAAACGCAGGAAACUUCACAUCAACAGGACAAAACGAGACCAGUGUCACUCUGCAGUGGAAUAAAGUGAACACCAAUGUCAGCUUUAUUCUCCAGUUUAAUGGUAACGAGACAAACAUCUCUGCACCAGAUGGAGAUGGACCAGUGACUCACACAGUCUCAUCUCUCACUGCUGGAACUAAAUACACAUUCACUCUCUUCUCUGUGUUUGAGAGCGUCAGAAGCAGUGGAGUCAACAUUACUGCAGUCACUGUAUGA
Messenger RNA from Anoplopoma fimbria (sablefish), 2358 nucleotides. RefSeq names its product receptor-type tyrosine-protein phosphatase H-like. The record is from RefSeq and is a predicted model, not a curated record. Gene Ontology annotation, molecular function: protein binding. Bases 1 to 2358 code for a protein of 785 amino acids. Lineage: Eukaryota; Metazoa; Chordata; Actinopteri; Perciformes; Anoplopomatidae. The transcript is spliced from 12 exons.